GGCCCUGUGGAACACAGACAACAGUCGGGGUGAGCAGAAGCCAUGGAGAUGACCUGCAAAGUUAGGGCUCUGGAGUUGGUGUCUGCGCUCGGGAUGGUUCUUCUCAUCCCGUCGGGCUUCACCCUUCCAAUUACUGGGGCUUACAGUUUGGACAACGGUGAAGAAGGAGAAAAUCAGACCAACUUUAAUAUAGUCUGUGGCCAAUCUCCCAACUCUAACCGGAUAGUCGGGGGUGAGGAUGCCAAGGAUGGAGAAUGGCCCUGGCAGAUCAGCCUCUUUUAUAGUAACUCUCACCACUGUGGCGGGAGCCUGCUCACCAGCACCUGGGUCCUCACUGCUGCCCACUGCGUAUUCGAUCGGGAACCCUCCAGUUACUCCGUGAUCCUGGGAACAAACACCUUGGAGCCUAUCAGCUCCGAUGGCGUCACCCGCAAUGUGAAACAGAUUGUGGCACACCCAAGCUUCACGGGCAGCGUUAAAGCCAGCUACGACAUUGCCCUGUUGGAACUCUCGGAACCAGUGUCCUUCACGGAGAAGAUUCAGCCCAUCUGCAUCGCCGACGCCUCCUCCCGGCCCGCAUCCGGCACGCCUUGCUGGACGACUGGCUGGGGAAGCAUAGCGGGGGAAGAAAACCUGCCCCCUCCAGUAACUCUCCAGAAGGUCGAAGUGCCUCUCAUCUACCGUGAGGCCUGUGACAACUUCUACCACCAGUCUCAACCAUCAUCUCCUGAAGAGCCUUCUCCCACCAGCUACUCCCCACGGGAUGGUGAAGAGACUCCUGAGGCUCCCAUCAUCUUGGAGGGCAUGAUCUGCGCCGGCUACCCAGAGGGCCAGCGGGAUUCCUGCCACGGUGACUCUGGGGGCCCUCUUGCCUGCCCAGUGGAUGGAACUUGGGUCCUGACCGGUGUGGUAAGCUUUGGAGAAGGCUGCGCCCUCCCAAACCGCCCUGGAGUUUACGCUGACGUGGCCACUUACACUUCCUGGAUCCUCGAGAAUAUUCCUCAAGGGAAUGGAAACUAGAUGCUCAUCUGACCAGCGGAGGAGAAAAGCCAUCUCACUUGCACCUGGGAAGGUGGUGGUGACUCUUCUCUCCCUCUCUCUUGUUGUCUCUGUCUCUCUCGUCCCUUGGGGCUGGUCCUCAUGGCUCCCCCAAUACCCUAUUGAUUCCUCAACAUUGUGGUUAAUACUGAUGUUAUUUAAUAUGAAUAAAGUUAAGGAAAGUGA
Messenger RNA from Ornithorhynchus anatinus (platypus), 1224 nucleotides. Its product is annotated as serine protease 33-like. The record is from RefSeq and is a predicted model, not a curated record. The coding region runs from base 43 to 1020 and encodes 325 amino acids. The transcript is spliced from 6 exons. NCBI's taxonomy places the organism in Eukaryota, Metazoa, Chordata, Mammalia, Monotremata, Ornithorhynchidae. Gene Ontology annotation, molecular function: serine-type endopeptidase activity. Gene Ontology annotation, biological process: proteolysis.